AUGUACACUGCGGCAAAAGAGGGGACUCGUACGGGCAUAGCAGCUCUCAUUAGCAAGAAAGCGUUAUCCAGUUUGUUUGAUACCACAACGUCCCCAGACUCUUCCAAUAUGUCGUUUAGUGUCUACACGGUCGAAUAUCUUGGUGCACCUAAUCAUGAGCCAUUUACAUUGAAACCAACCCCGCCGCCCCCCGAACGUCUGAAGGAGGGUGUCUCUACCACGUCACUGGAAAUCUACUUCAGGGGCAAGGAGAUGGUGGAGACAGGCAAGCGGUCGGGGACGGCAGAGGGGCGGUGCAAUGGGAGCCGUUUCCAGCGCCCCGCUCACCGUCUCAACUUUAAGCACAACUUUAAGCACAACUUUAAGCACGCCCCUAAAGAGAUCACAACAGUCAUCUAG
Molecule: messenger RNA, 399 nt
Organism: Penicillium robsamsonii
Lineage: Eukaryota; Fungi; Ascomycota; Eurotiomycetes; Eurotiales; Aspergillaceae
Exons: 2
Coding region: 1-399 (132 amino acids)
Source: RefSeq, a predicted model, not a curated record